CCUUCACCUUCACCUCCAGUUUCUACUUUCUCUGUCUCCCUGGUAGUUCCAGCUUCAACCAUGAGGAAGAGAAUUGAAGACACCCUCGCUGCUCACCGCAAUGAACUUGUUUCUCUUCUCUCUAGGUAUGUUGAUCGAGGAAAUGGGAUACUGCAACCUCAUCAAAUGAUAAACGAGCUAGAAAACGUGAUUGCAGAGGAUGAAGGAAUGCAGAAGCUCAAGGAUAGCCCCUUCAGUAUAGUCUUACAGUCUGCGCAGGAAGCAAUUGUUCAAACUCCUUUCGUGGCUCUUGCACUUCGUCCAAGACCUGGUGUAUGGGAAUAUGUUCGUGUUAAUGUGUAUGAGCUCAGUGUGGAUCUUUUGAGUGUUGCAGAAUAUCUCCGGUUCAAGGAAGAACUUCUGGAUGGAGAGUGCAAUGACAAAUAUGUGCUUGAACUUGAUUUGGAGCCAUUUAAUGCAACAUUCCCUCGACCAACCCGCUCAUCAUCAAUUGGAAAUGGGGUUCAGUUCCUUAACCGUCACUUAUCUUCAAUUAUGUUCCGUAACAAAGAAAGUUUGGAGCCUCUUCUCGAUUUCCUUCGUACACACAAACAUGAUGGACAUGCAAUGAUGCUAAAUGAUAGGAUUCAGAGCAUACCCAGACUUCAGUCUGCUUUAGCAAAGGCAGAGGAAUAUCUUUCUAAGUUACCGGCAACUACACCAUAUUUUGACUUUGAAUUUGACUUACAAGGAAUGGGAUUUGAGAGAGGGUGGGGUGACACAGCACAACGGGUAUCAGAGAUGGUUCAUCUUCUUUUGGAAAUUCUUCAGGCUCCUGAUCCAUCUACACUGGAAACUUUUCUUGGAAGGAUUCCUAUGGUGUUCAAUGUUGUUAUUGUGUCUCCACAUGGCUACUUUGGCCAAGCAAAUGUUUUGGGUUUGCCUGACACUGGUGGGCAGGUUGUUUAUAUACUGGAUCAAGUACGUGCCCUGGAGAAUGAGAUGCUUCUUAGAAUACAAAACCAAGGACUGGAUGUAAUUCCAAAAAUUCUGAUUGUUACCCGACUGAUACCUGAUGCAAAAGGGACAACAUGCAACCAAAGAUUGGAAAGAAUCAGUGGCACAGAACACACACAUAUCUUGCGGGUACCUUUCAGAACUGAGAAUGGAAUUCUGCGGAAAUGGAUUUCAAGGUUUGAUGUGUGGCCGUACUUGGAGACCUUCGCAGAGGAUGCCUCAAAUGAAAUAGCUGCUGAGUUGCAGGGUGUUCCAGAUCUGAUCAUUGGAAACUACAGUGAUGGAAAUCUUGUUGCAACUCUGUUAGGAAAAACCGACUUCAAUGCUGCCAUGCAUAAGCAGCAAUCUAUGAUCUUAGUGGAUAUCCAAACUCCAGGUGUACACAUAAAGAGACCACUUACAGUUUUUGGCUUUGAUGAUGCACCUCAUGGGCAUGCAGAAGUACUAUUUGAGAAUGUAUGUGUCCCAGCAAAGAAUAUUCUACUAGGAGAAGGACGUGGGUUUGAGAUUGCACAGGGUAGACUAGGCCCAGGAAGGUUGCACCAUUGCAUGAGACUGAUGGGAGCUGCUGAGCGUGGCAUGCAGAUAAUGGCUCAAAGGGCUCUUAGUAGAAAAGUUUUCGGGAAGUUGAUUGCUGAACAGGGCUCAUUUCGUUCAGAUAUUGCGAAGUGUCGAAUAGAGCUAGAGAAAACCAGAUUGUUGGUUCUGGAGGCAGCUGAUCAACUUGAUAGACUUGGAAACAAAAAGGCCCGAGGAACUUUAGCAAUGGCAAAGGUAGCAGCCCCAAACAUGGCGCUGAUGGUACUUGACAUGGCAAUGCAAGUGCAUGGCGCUGCUGGCUUGUCGUCCGACACUUGUCUGGCUCAUCUUUGGGCCACGGCAAGAACACUGAGAAUAGCAGAUGGUCCAGAUGAAGUCCAUUUGGGUACUAUUGCCAAGUUAGAACUUCAGAGAGCUAAACUCUGAAACUCUCAGGACAAAA
This is a messenger RNA of Prunus mume (Japanese apricot), 1978 nucleotides long. The record is from RefSeq and is a predicted model, not a curated record. NCBI's taxonomy places the organism in Eukaryota, Viridiplantae, Streptophyta, Magnoliopsida, Rosales, Rosaceae.